Molecule: messenger RNA, 19331 nt
Organism: Ylistrum balloti
Lineage: Eukaryota; Metazoa; Mollusca; Bivalvia; Pectinida; Pectinidae
Product: serine-rich adhesin for platelets-like
Exons: 29
Coding region: 1-16710 (5569 amino acids)
Source: RefSeq, a predicted model, not a curated record
AUGUCUGGGGAAGGACGAUACAACAAGAGUGGUCUCCCCAUGUUCCAUCUACGGCGGAUAGGGCCACCUGCCACAAAGCCUGGGGUAGCUGAUAUUAUGGACUUUUUUGAAGUUACCACAAUGAUAGGGAAAAGUGCUCAGUCCAUGUACCAGAUAGAUUCAGCGUCGGAAAUGCGUCGUUCAUACAUUUCCCGAAAUCAUGCCAGAGUUGUGAUAAGAUCGCCGAACAAUGACCACAUGAUGUUUGAUGACAAUAAUGUUUUGUUAUGUGAGGGAGAUAAGGUAACAUUUGGCCAUCCACAAGGUGCCAAAAUCCCAUGUGGAAUGCGGAAACUCCAACCUGACUCGGAAUAUCAAUUCUUGUUUGAAAAGUGCAACUGUCCAGGUCAGAUGAUAGUAUGUCGUAGAUCUUCUGUUAGUGGAACCUUCGUUGUUCCGGAAAGUCCAGUGCAUGCUGGGAAAUCCAGUUCCAAAAAGCGGGAUAGAAACACCACCCAAAUACUCACUGCUGAGGAUAUACUCAAACUUGUAAGCAUGAAAGAAGAAUUGGAAAAGAAGUCACUAAGUCAGUCGUCUGCUACUCCAUCACAACCUAGCACUGCUAACAGUCAUAAGAUAAACCAAUCAGAACCAGACCCACCUGCCCUUCAAACUGAUGACAAUAUCACUACCAGUGUUGUUAGUUAUAAAGAUGAAAAAAAUUGUGAUCAGAUGAUAUCUGCUCCAAGUGUUAGUAAUAGGGAAGGUUCACAAAGCUGUAGAGAUGGCACAACUGCUAUUCACAGUGGUAGUGACAGCAGAGGUUCACAAAACCAUGAAGACAUGACAACUAUUCACAGUGGUAGUGAGAGCAGCGGUUCACAAAACCAUGAAGACAUGACAACUAUUCACAGUGGUAGUGACAGCAGCGGUUCACAAAACCAUGAAGACAUGACAACUAUUCACAGUGGUAGUAACAGCAGAGGUUCACAAAACCAUGAAGACAUGGCAACUAUUCACAGUGUUAGUGACAGCAGCGGUUCACGAAACCAUGAAGACAUGGCAACUAUUCACAGUGUUAGUGACAGCAGCGGUUCACAAAACCAUGAAGACAUGACAACUAUUCACAGUGUUAGUGACAGCGGAGGUUCACAAAACCUUGAAGACAUGACUGCUAUUCACAGUGGUAGUGAGAGCAGCGGUUCACAAAACCAUGAAGACAUGACAACUAUUCACAGUGUUAGUAACAGCAGAGGUUCACAAAACCAUGAAGACAUGACAACUAUUCACAGUGUUAGUGACAGCAGAGGUUCACAAAACCAUGAAGACAUGACAACUAUUCACAGUGGUAGUGACAGCAGCGGUUCACAAAAUCAUGAAGACAUGACAACUAUUCACAGUGGUAGUAACAGCAGAGGUUCACAAAACCAUGAAGACAUGGCUGCUAUUCACAGUGGUAGUGACAGCAGCAGUUCACAAAACCAUGAAGACAUGACAACUAUUCACAGUGUUAGUAACAGCAGAGGUUCACAAAAUCAUGAAGACAUGACAACUAUUCACAGUGUUAGUAACAGCAGAGGUUCACAAAACCAUGAAGACAUGGCUGCUAUUCACAGUGUUAGUGACAGCAGCAGUUCACAAAACCAUGAAGACAUGGCUGCUAUUCACAGUGGUAGUGACAGCAGAGGUUCACAAAAUCAUGAAGGUAUGACAACUAUUCACAGUGGUAGUGACAGCAGCGGUUCACAAAACCAUGAAGGUAUGACAACUAUUCACAGUGGUAGUGACAGCAGCAGUUCACAAAACCAUGAAGACAUGACAACUAUUCACAGUGGUAGUGACAGCAGCGGUUCACAAAACCAUGAAGGUAUGACAGCUAUAUUAAGUGGUGGUGAUAACAGUAGUUCACAAAAAGGUCAAGAGAGCAUGACAGCUAUUGGUGGUGACAACAGAGGAUCACCAAUCAAUGAUGUGGACACAACAGCCAUUCCCAGUAAUAGCAAAACAGCAAAGGAAAUUAAUAGAGACACUCCAGACCUACACAUACCUGAAGAUUCAUCUAGAGUGUUAUCAGAGGACAAUGGUACAAAAGUUAGUGCUAUCGGAGAACAAACCAUUGUUAACAAAUUAGAGGUAGAGAAGGAUGUAAGGGAGACAAGCUCACCAAGGGAGAGAGAAGUAUUCUUCGGCUACAAAGAAGAAAAGGGCACUGCAAAUCAUUCUGGUCCUGCUGAAGAAUUUUCUAUUAAUAGUACUAAUCCUAAAAGAGAAGACAGUUUUGAAAUUUUUGAGAAUGUUCCUGAUAAACUCUCUAGUUCUGAUGAGGAAAAUUCUGUAGAGAGAUUUAGUCUAUCGGAAGACGACAGUUUUGAAGAUGCUAAUAUGCCAACUAACACAGGGAGUCAGUUAUGUAAAGUAAUCCAUUCACACAUGCAUCCAUGUCUAGCUAAAACAAGUACCCCAAAGCCGAAACAGACAGGAUUGAAAGGCCCAGGACCAGUUGAGGUUUGUCAAUCUAGAGGUAAUUGUUCACAGAAGUCCACAAUAUUAAAGAAUGUGUCACAAGCAGGGCAAGCCGAUAAAGUCUCGCAACAGGAUGCAGCCAUUCAGACCUCUCCUCUUGUCCCACUUGUUGAAGAAAUCUCUUCCACAGAUGCCCAGCAAGAAGGGCAGUGCUCGGCUGAUACAGAGCAUUAUAAGGAAGAAGAUCCCAUUGUACAACCCAUCCAAGCUGAUACCACACGACAGGCAGGCCAUUCACAAACCACGAAAAAUGAUGCUGAUCAUACAAGCACAUGUAAUCAAGAUUCUGAGCCAGGACUUAAAAUUGAUCCGGAGGUUAAGUCAUGUGAAAGUCGGUCAACCGAUUCUGCAGAAUGUCCUACAGAGGUCAUGAUGUCAGACACCAAUGACUUGGUUGGUGUAUUUGAUGAUUUGGACAUGGAGGAUGUUGAAUUUUCAAGUGAUAACAUUCAUUUGUUGGGUUGUGACAACUUUAAUGAAACUGUUCAGUAUCAAGAAGGUGGAGUUAAUGAUAAGACAGAGACUAGACACAACACUAAGGAGGGGUCCAUGAACAUGUCAGAUAACAUGGGCAAGACUGAACUUGUUUCUGAUGAUUUGGAUGAAAUUGAACCAUUACCCGACAAUGUUGACAAGACUGAACUUGUUUCAGAUGAUUUGGAUGAAAUUGAACCAUUACCCGACAAUGUUGACAAGACUGAACUUGUUUCAGAUGAUUCGGAUGAAAUUGAACCAUUACCCGACAAUGUUGACAAGACUGAACUUGUUUCAGAUGAUUUGGAUGAAAUUGAACCAUUACCCGACAAUGUUGACAAGACUGAACUUGUUUCAGAUGAUUCGGAUGAAAUUGAACCUUUACCAGAUUUUGGUAACAAGACUGAACUUGUUUCAGGUGAUUUGGAUGAAAUUGAACCUUUACCGGUUAAUAUUAAUAAGACUGAAACAGUUUUAGUGAGAGAUUUGAAUACUACAGAUGACCAUGAUGAAGAUUUGAACAAGACAAAAGAUAUUUCAUAUAGAGAUGUUGAAGGAGAGGUUGAUGGUCAAUUAGAUAAUACAAAAACUGAAAAUAUUCCAGAAAAUUACGCUUGUUCAACGGAACCAGGCAAAACUGAAGACAUGGAUGAAAGCAACAAUGUAGAAACAGAACUGGACAAGACUGACAGUGAUGAUAGAACUGUUGUGGAGCCACAUGGGGUUAUCACACCUGACAAAUGCAUCUCUGAAGACAAUGAAAAGAACAUUCCAGAAAGUACUCUGUCACAUAUUAUGGAGAUGACUUCAAUUGAUUCUCUUGAAACUGUUCCAAACAGAAGUGCAAAGACAUCAGUUGUAAAUCAAGACUUAGAAUUUUGUGAGAAAAAUUUUCAAAAUUCUUCAGAAAAUUUACCUAGAAAAAAAGCGGGACCUGUAUCUUUGGUUUCUGAAUCUGCCUGCAAUUCUGCUGAAGUUUUCUUUUUUGUUGAAGAUGGUGAAGCUGAAACAGAUAAUCCUGAACAGAAAAGUGCAGAAAGGGCAUUCAGCAAUGAAGUUAAACAACAGAAGGUUGAUGAGCUACCUGAAGAAAAUAGCAGUUCCAGUGGUAUCAGUAUGAUGGAACAGAAUUUAGAUGAAGAUGAGGAAACAAAAAACAGCGACGAUUUAGUGGAAGAAGUCAUUGUUCCCAUUCAGAUAGCCAAACAGGUCAAGACUGAAGCAAUUCAACUUAGUAAUGUUGAUAUCAAUUCUAGCUUUGCAGAUACUGAACAGAAUUUGAAUUCUCAUGCCAAUAAAUCUUACAUUGUAUUUCACAAUUUGUCUACUAACAUCUGUGAUGUGGAGAAUACAAGUUUCAGAAAUGAAGACAAUGAAAACAAUGAUAAUGACAAAGAUGGCAUUGACGGAUUCCGAAAUGCAAACAAGAGAAGACUUGUAAUGGAUAGUGACAAUUUGAACGCUGACUUCAGUUGUUGCCCAGAUCCAGAAAAGAGAAAACAUUCAACUGUUGAUAUGAUAAAAAAUGAGGAAAACUUCGGUUUGACCUGCAAAAAUAUUAAACAACAGGAAGAAAAUGGAGGCGUUACAUUCAUUCCCAGUUGUCCCGAUGUGGAAAUGGUUAAUACCAGUCAUACUAGUGAUGGUCUUUCGCAAACAGAUGAGGUGGAUGGAAGCGAAUUGGGGAUUUCCAAAGACAGUGUCUUUGUCACUGCGAAAGAUGGCACCGUCAAGCCAGUUACAAAUCAAAAUCCAUCUCUAACGGAUAGUGCCUCUGUAACAUUUGAUAAACAGGAAGGAGAUGAGAGCAGUUUAUGGUUGGGGGAGGAACUAGCUACAAAUGUCAAGCAAGUUGAGGAGACCACAAAUACAAAGACGGUGAAUACAGAACAGAUUCUGAAAAAUUGUCAGGGUUCCCAGCAAACCGAUUUUGGAGCUGAGACAAAUAGCGUGAUUAUAACAGAACAGAUACCAGAAGUUUCUUCGAUAACAGGGAAAGAGAAAGCUGUGAUGGAUGGUUUGACCCAAGUGGAACAGACACUGAACCGUCCAAUAACAGGUGUCAAUACGAACACUGUGACAGAUAAUUUGUCACCUAUGGUACAAAUACCAAAGUUUUCAACAUUAGAAAGGAAAAAGGACUCUGCGACAGCUAGUUUGUCUCCUACAGAACAGUUAACAACAGGUGUGAACAAGGAUGCUGUGACAGAUGGUUUGUCCCCAUCACAGCAAUUAGCAGAGCAUUUAACAACAGGUUUGAACAAGGAUGCUGUGACAGAUGGUUUGUCCCCAUCACAGCAAAUAGCAGAACAUUUAACAACAGGUGUGAACAAGGAUGCUGUGACAGAUGGUUUGUCCCCAUCACAGCAAAUAGCAGAACAUUUAACAACAGGUGUGAACAAGGAUGCUGUGACAGAUAGUAUGAGCCUCACAGUACAAAAACCGAAGGAUUUAACAACAGGUAGCAAUAUCAACUCUGUGACAUAUAAAUUGUCCCCUUUCGAACAAAUAACUAGGGAUUCAACGACAGGCAGCAAUAUUAACUCUGUGACAUAUAAAUUGUCCCCUUCCGAACAAAUAAUUACGGAUUCAACAAGAGACGGUAAUAUGGAAUUGCCAACAGAUGGUUUGACCUUAACGGGACAAACACCAAAGAAUUCAACAACAGGUGCGAAUGUGGGUGCAGAGACAGAUGGUUUGACCUUAACGGGACAAAUACCAAAGAAUUCAACAACAGGUGGGAAUGUGGAUGCAGAGACAGAUGGUGUUACCCCUGUAGUACAGAGACUUGAGUGUUCCGCAACAAAUGGUUGUAGGGAGGCUGGAACUAAUAGUUUGUUACCCAUGGAACAGAUCCUGCAGGGUUUUCAGUCAGUAGAUGGGAAUAUGGAGAUCUUGGAAGAUGAUAAGAGUCCUGUUGAACAGAUACAAACGGGUUGUCAAGCAGAUGGGAAUGUGGCUGCUGAGGCGGUUGGUCUUACUGGAUAUGCAGAACGAAUGCCAGCAUAUUCUCCAACAGAUGGGAAUAUGGAACCUGUAAAAGAUGGUAUGAACUCCGAAGCACAGAUAAUCAAGGGUGUUCCAGCAGAUAGCAAUACGGAGAAUGCAGAUAGUUUGAUCAAUACGGAUCAAACACCAGAGGCCUCUUGGCCAAAAGAUCGGAGUAGAGAGGUUGUGACUAAUGAUAUGGUCUCUGGAGAACGGAUAUUGGAGAGUCCUGUAGGAAUUGUGAAUGAAGAGUCUGUGACAGAUGUUACGACCACAGUAGGACAGCUAUUGGAUAGUUCUCAGCCAGAAGAUACAAACAUGGAGGCCUUGACUAAGUAUAUGCCUACAUUAGAACAGAAACCAGAGACUUCUUGGGCAGAAAAUGGGAAUAUGGAGGCUGAUGACAAUAUUAUGUUAUCCAAGGAAGAGAUAUUGGAGAGAACUCCAGCAGAUGGGAAUAUAAAAUCUAUGGCAGAUAGUCUGGAGACAACAGAAGCAAUACCAGGAGACUUUUUGAUUGAGAAGAAAGUGGGGUCUAUAAUAAAUAGAUUUAUCCCAGUGAAACAGAUACAAUGUGACUCUCCAACAGGUGAGAAUAUGGAGGCUUUGACUCCAACUAAACUUAUACCAGAGGAUUGUCAUACAAGCAGGAAUAAAGAUGCUGUAACGGAUAGUAUUACCCCUGCAUUCAAGAGUCUGGAGGGUUCACAAGCUACAGAUGAGAAUAUAAAUAUUAAUGAUGAGAGUGUUACUCAAAUAGAGAGUAGUUUUACAGAGGCAAGGAUGAAGUUUGUGACAGCUGAUAUGACUCCAAAAGAACGGGUUCUGGAAAGUUCUCCUACAGGUCAAAUGUCGAACACGGAUGAAGGAUUUGAUAAUUGUGUUUUCACUGAAACAUGUUCUGUCGGUAGUACCUCACCAAUCUCUAAAAAUAUACAGGCCAUUCAAGACUUCUGUCAGAGUGUCUCUCCCCUCGUCAAGACAACAGAAAAUAACAGAAUCGAAGAUGUAUAUACGUCUCCUGUUAGCAAAAGGCAGCAAGAUAAAUUGGAUGCUUCAGACAUGAUCACUUGUCUGGAAGAUUCUAUAACAUCUGUUGACAUUUCCGACCAGGAAGAUGUGUCUGUCUCUUUUCUGGAGAUCAAAGAUAUCCCUCCAGUGUACAUAUUAGACAAAGAAGCACUUGAGGAGGAGAAAGAUCACGAUGACAGUUGUACAGACCAAGUGAAAGAAAAGAAGAAUUCUACCAAGACGCCUAUCUCUCAACACCUUACAGAGGGCCACCGUUCAGACAUUACACAGACAGAAACACAAGUAGGAGUGCAAGAAAGUGUUUCUGGAAAUUUUCCAUCAAAGGAAGGAAAAAUCUCCUCUAGGGAAUGUACCCUUGAAAGUUCAGUGACUGAUUGUGAUGGUUCCAUCCAGAACAAAAUUUCUGAUGCAAUAUCGGCAAAGAAGGACUCAUUGCAUCAGGAAAAUGAUCUUAAGGCUGAUGUAAACAAAGAAAACGUUGUAGAGAGUAAUGGAAAUAUGGAGAGGUCCGAGAUGACUGAAAGGAACAGUAUGGAUUCUCAUCAAGAAAGUUCGUUGGGCAUCAGCAGCUUGCCACUUACAGACAGUUGUACCUCACAAUUUAGUGAGAGUGACCUUGUACGUUUCUGGGAAGUGGACAACCGAAAAUUGGAUAGUGCCAAGUCAGUUGAAGCGAUUGAUGUCGGUUCUCCAACCAAUGAACCUUGUACUGCUGUUGUCUCAACUGCUGAUUAUCUGUCAGCGGUAGUGUCCACUGUUGCUUCAACUGAAAUGCUUGUUGCUUCACUAGAUGUGCCAUCGGCCAUAUCUACUAAUGUGUCUGCAGAUAUCUCAAGUGAUUUUUCGAAAGGUUUACCAACUCAGAUGUCUUCAGAGAUAUUGGAAGAUGUUUCAAAUGAUUUGAAUAUUGAUGUGUCCAGUGGAAUGAAAGCUAGUGAUGAAGAUAUGAAAGAACCAAUGCAGGACGUGGAAUCUAGGUUGCCAAUAGAAAGGGAGGCUGAAGAUAGGCUUGAUGAAUCGGAGGAGAUAAGUUCUUCAGACCAAAGAGGUCUGUGUUUAAAAGACACUAAAGAACAACCUGCUUGUAGUUUAAUUGAGAAACUAAGCAAUGUUGUCACAACACCAUAUACCAAUAUCGAAGCCUUGUAUCAGUGUUCACCAGAGACAGAUGACGAACCUGAUCAGCAAUUGGACAAGAAUUUUGAUGAUACUGUCUCUGGUAGACAUGCUUCUGGAAAGAGAAAGCGUAAAUUAUCAGAUCGCACCUCUGAGGAGGAUGAGAUACACUCAGCAAAGAAGAAAAGGACCGCAUGGUAUCAAAGUGUGAAAACUACAUUGUCAAACUUUUUUAACAUCAGGCACAAAGUCGUAUUCUCCAAAAAAUCUCUCUCUUCUAAAAAGAGCCUGAAAAAAGAAAAUAUUGCCAAGAUAGUGAAACGUUUCUUUGUUCUUAAUGACAAACGUGCAGAAUCUGAUAUGAUUCCAAAAUAUGGAUUUGAUGAUAAUCAGGACUGUGAUAGUGUUUCAGACGAUAAUAAUGACAGAGGCGAUAUGGAGUCUUCAAACAUGAGGGAAGAUGUGACCAAAUAUUCUGUGCAGAAGACUCCUGAAUACAACAGUUAUAGCUCUGGUACAGACUCUGUUUUAACCAAACCAUCAGAGCAGAUCUCGACUUGUUCCACGGGUCAGGAGCCAAAGAUAGAAAAUGAAGGACUGUUCUCCGCUUUCCCAACAGAUCUGACUGAUGAAGCAGGAAGUGAUGAAUUCGGUGGAUUCACAUCCUUCUCAAGCAAGCAAUGUGAAGGCUCAAAAGUUCCUGAGGAAACUAUUGUUCAACUUAGCAGUCUGGUGAAGGAGGAUGUAUCUGUCAAUGAUAGUAAUGAUGGAAACACAUUCAUGUCUACAAAAGUUUAUGGUGCAGCAGAAUCUCCGCAAGGAACAAAUGAGGCUACGGAAAUACAGACUGAACGGGAAAUCUAUAAUGAGGCUUCCAUAGAUGAGAUUCGCUGUAAGGACAGUAGCCAUGGUGAUGUGGAUGAAGAUGAUCGUGAUGUUUCAGGAGAAUCCAAAGGAUUCCAUCCUUGUUUAGAUACUCAACACGAAGAUCGCUCUGUAUCAGAAACAAGAUAUGUAGCUGAAGAAAUUGCUACCCAGAAAUCAGUCAAUGAAUUUGAAAAAAUGGAGACAGUUUUACAGAAAACUACAGAUAGUAUGGCAUGUAGUGCCGUUUCUACUGAGAAUGAUUUGGAAAGGAACCAACAAUCACCAGACUCUGUGAACAGAAAUCAGGAUUUUACCCAAGAUAGAGCUUGUGCGAAUUCAGAAUCUUCAGAACUACCUUGUAUUGAUACAAAGGAAAACUUGGAGUCAUUGCUUGGCCCAGUGGAAGACUGGCUAUCUUCAGCAAAUGAGGAAGAGACUCCAAAAUCUAGUGAUGAGGAAGAACAGGAUUUUGAUUCAGAUUCUGAAUCAAUCUUAGCUCCAAAAUGUACAGUAGAAAUUAAAUCAUCUGGAGAUUAUGAAAAGCAUACAACAUCUGAUUCAAAUCAGGAGAGUUUGUCGGAACUUUCGUCAAAAAGUCAAGAUACAGAAAACACUGAGGAUGAUCAAGUGCAAUCUACUUCUGACAAGUCAGUUGCCAAUAUCAAAAAGAAGUCUACCAAGAAAACAGAAAAUCUUAAGAAAGACUCUCAAAAUGUACCAGAAAAAAGUCUUCUUAGCAACAUACCAAUGCUUGAUCCCAUGGCAAAGACAUACAGUCUCAGUGAGAUGGAUUCCUCUGAUAUCUCAAUCAUCACACUCCGAAGUUCUGAUGAGCUGGAAUAUUGGGAAGGUAAUGAUUUGAAUGAAGAUGAUAUGAAAGGGAUAAGUACUAAUGACACAGACAUUGUCCUUAAAAACAAAAUUAAUCUUAAACAAGAAAUGGAAGAACCACCAAUACAGGUUCUAGCAUCGAGGGACAGACAUGUGUCAGUGUCGUCAACAGAUAAGGUUAGUAGUCAAGAGAAAAAAUUACAUGAUUCUGAAGAUUACACCCGUGAUAGUGAAAACUUUAGUGAUCACUGCGAUCCAAUGAAUUCCAUGGUAACUGUUAGCAACUCCGAAAUGACAGAGCAGAACACCGAUUUGAGCUCCAUCAACUACUGUCCUCUGCCAGAUUUCGAGACAGAUUCCUCAGUGGAUGACACCAAACCUGCUGUUGAUUUUAUCAAUCAGAAAAUCUCUCCACGUCAAAACGAAAUAAUGAUAUCAGACUCAAGUGAUGAAUUACCUGAAGUUGUGUUCUUGAAAGAAGAAAGGAGAAAUCCAAAUAUCCAGAUAAAAUCGGAGUUUACAGAUGUGUUUGUAAAACAAGAGAGAGUUACCCAGGAGUGUGGUUCCAGUGUAUCUUCUACACAGGAAAAAGACACAGACUAUCGGCCCGUGGUACAGAAAGGUCUGAACUUACCAUCAACAACUCGUAGUACCAGGUCAUACGUGCCCGAAAGAGGUUUAAAUUUGCCUGCCUCCGAGAUUAGUUCAAGCACUAGUAAGUCUAGUUUUGAAGACCAGGGGGAAGAAAAGAAAGGUUUGUCAAGGAAGAGGAGAAAAAAGAAGUCUCCUGUCAAAAAUAAAAACAAAAUACCAGAAAAGAAACAAACUACACCUUCCAAAUAUAAUCGACGACCUCGAAGAAAGAAGAAAAGUGGAAAAUGUUGUGAUAAGGAAUUGAUUGAGUUGAUUACGGACAGUGAUUCUGAUAGCGAUGGUCCGUCAAAGUCCAAAAGUCCAGCCAAGUCAGUGGAGAAAGAAAAGGAUAAGGUAAAAAAGUGUGAAACCAGCUUGUUGGCCCGACAUCCUGCCAAAAAGUCUGAUGAUCUUCAAGAUGAUAUUCAGGUUGACCUGGGAGAUAACUUUGUGGUUGACAGCCGAGGUGAGCAUGAGGACGACCCUGGCAUGGCUGAGGAAGAUCACAACACUGAACCAGGUCAGGAAUCUUCUGUACAAGACAUUUUCAAUUCUGAUGAGGAAUCUUCUCUACUAGCCUUGUACGAUGAAGAAGACAUGUUUACUUCCAGCAUUGGAUUAGAAACAGCCUUCGAAGAAACAUCCUCAACUAUUGAAAGGCAUGACAUACAAACAAAUGCAGAGAGGCAGACUGUAUUAGAAUUAGUUGACACAUUUAUUUCAGAGGACACUUUUGACUUUAGUGAUGAAUUUUCCUGCCAAGGAGAUCAGUCGAUGGAUGACUUUGAAAAUUCUUCAGUCGGUGAUGAAGAUGACGCUGAUGACAAUUUGCCUCUUUCUCCACCUCGCCAGUCUUCAUUUGAUGAUGAAGAUGACGCUAAUGACAUAAUUCCUAACACGUGCGAUGAAGAUGAUGACAAUGAUAUGUCUGUACCUGUUCUUCAUCCACUUUCCUCUUUGGAGCCUCAGGAAGAGUCUACUCCCUCUCUUUGUAUGUCGCCAGUUUUCCCUGAUAUAACAAUGCCAUUUGACAUGCAAGCCCAGGCAGGUGGGAAACCAGCUGAGAAGUUCACUGUUAGUGCUUCAGAAAUGUUUGACUCAGAGGAUGAAUUUAGUGUUCCAGAUUUAGAUUUGAAAGCCUUUGAAGACAGCAAUGAUAAAGUAGACGAGGAAUCAUCUGAGAAUGCAAAAGAUGUAGAGGAAAUUGAAUGUGAUGAUACUAGUCCAUUACAACAUAUGGAAGGAAUUGAUAGUGAUUGUAAUGAGGACUGCGGCAUGUCUAUCAGUGUUACACCUCAACCUGAUGAUGUCAGUUUGCAGUCAACCACAGGCAUAAAGAAACGUAAAUUGUUUAAUAUUGGUGACCUGGAAAUGGAUGAAAUUCCAUUACCAAAGCGAUCAAGAACAAAACAUCCAAGUAGACCAGAUUUUCCGAAAAUUUCGCCAGCCAGCAAGUUAAAAAAGGCCUUUGAUGAUGACUUGUCCAUCAGUACCCAGUGCCCUCUCUUAGCAAAUGUCAACGAAAGCCAAUUCAACAAUGCAUCCAAACAAUUUCUUUCCACAGAAAAGAAUUCGGAAAGUUCAGCUAAAAAGAGAAAAGCUAAAGAAUUUUUGGUAAAUGUUAAAGCUAAGUUGAUGAAAUACAAAACAAAGAAACAAACAACACUGUCUCAGUCAGAAUCUGUCCAAUCUAGUCAGGAAACUCCUGGUGAAAUUCCUUCAGCUGGUUCAGUUCAGCGACGCAGUCUCACUGAGGCUGAAAUUUCUAGUAACAGAAUAGCUGAUUACUUGACAAGAUGUAAAAGUGUCGUUAGCAGGCUUCGUGAAGCUCUGGAUGGGCACAAACUCGGCACCUUCCCGAGAGUGUCCCAAUGGAGGAACGACUUGUUGGGGAUAGAAGAAAAAAUGGUGUUACCAAACACGACCAUCGCUGUUGUCGGAGAUACAGGUUCAGGGAAGUCAAGUCUGAUGAAUGCAGUGAUAGACCAACACAACACUCUGCCUACCUCAGGGAUGAGGGCCUGUACAGCUGUUGUAGUGGAGGUCCUUGCUAACACUACUAGUGACAACUACGAGGCAGACAUCAAAUUUCUGUCUCGCAAGGAGUGGUUUGAUGAGCUUAAAUUGCUGAUAUCUGACUUGACAACUGCUGACGGGAAGCUGAAGAAGAGUGUGCCUGACCUUGAGUCAGAGGCUGGAGUGGCUCUCCUCAAGGUCAAGGCUGUGUAUGGUAAGGUCGACACUGUGGCAGUUCUGUCACAUCUUACUGCUGUCACAAGGAUGUUGGACAAAGUCAAAACCAUCAGGGCUACCAAUCCAAAAGACUUCCGACGACUGAUUGAUCGUUAUAUAGAGACAGCUGAUCCAGGAGCCGGUGGUCAGUUUUGGCCAAUCGUGAAGCAAGUUACCAUACGCAUGCCAGACUGUGAUGCCUGCAGCAGUGGGGCUGUCCUUGUAGAUCUUCCUGGUGUAUGUGAUUCAAACGCGGCCCGUGACCGCAUAGCCAGAGAGUACCUUAAAAACUGUACAGUCGUGUGGGUAGUAGCUGCCAUACACAGAGCAAUCAAUAACAAGACGGCCAAAGACAUGCUUGGAGAAAACUUUCGGCGACAGCUUCUUAUGGAUGGACAGUACGGCAGUGUAGCAUUCAUUUGUACCAAGUCAGAUGACCUCAUGCCAUCGGAGUUAAUCAGGAACCUUCAUCUGGAGGAUGUUUGCGAACCUUUGGAAAACGAGAUACAAUCGUUGUUAAUGGAAAAGAAAGACGCUAAUAAAACUGUAAAUAGACUCAAGAAGGAAAUUCGCACUGUUAAAAAGGAAAUCAAGGAACUGACCACUGGCAUAGCCGACUUGAAGGAAACCAUGGAGAUGACCUAUGUCCUGGAUGGGGAUGUCAUUGACCUUGACAGUGAAGGGGCAGAUGGGUUGGAAUCCCUGGAGGAACUAAGACAAGUUGUACAGGACAAAGAGGAGUCUUUAAAGGUGAUACAGAGGGAAAAGACAGACAAGGAAAGGGGGAUGGACCAGGCUACUCGUGAGUCUCUGGAAAUCGACAAGAAAAUUGAUAUAAAAAGAAAGGAGAUAGCAGUGAUAUGUGCCAAUGCCAGGAAUGAGUACUCCAAAUCUACUAUCAAGCGAGACUUCAAGGCUGGACUUCGGGAGAUGAAAAGAAAGGCGGGACUGACUAAUGCUGAUGAGGACGAUGAGAUGGAAGAUGAGGACCAGGAUUACAAUAGUGAUUAUGAUGAUGAUGAGAUGAGUCAGACUGCUGAAAAUCUGAGAGUGUUCUGUGUCAGCUCCAUGGAGUACCAAAAGAUGAAGAACCUCUUGCCCAAUGAUGGCCCAGCAAAUAUAUUUAGUACUACAGAAGAUACACAGAUUCCGAAGCUGCGUCGCUACAUCCAUGAAGUGACGGCGUCAAGGCGACAACAAUAUGUAGACCGGUUGAUCCGCACACUCGGACAGUUUGUGUUUGAUGUGCAGAACUACAUCAUGGCGGAUGGCACGACAUGUAAGGGAACUCGGAGGGAUGCCAAGUCAACUGUAGAAGAAAACUGUAAGGACUUGGAGGGAAAGUUUGAGCCAGUGUUAUCUCAUCUGAGUCAAGACAUUGAAGAGAUCUUCUGCAACAGUAUAGAGACCAAGAUGACAGAUGGAGUCAACUCAGCAAUAUCCUCGGCCAAUGAAACGGUCUCCAAAUGGGGAGCUAAGCAAAAUAAAGAAAGGAAGUCGGAUGGGGGACUUCAUUGGAAGACAUACCAGUGUGUUGUGAAUCGCCAUGGAGUAUUCAACUCCAAAACCUACGGCCCCAUCAACUUUAAUGAACAGUUAUCAGAGCCAAUGUACAGAUGUAUCAGUGUGUGCUGGGACAAAGUUUUCAGUGGCUUGCUUUGGAGAACUCUAGAGGAUUGCGAGAGUCUCUUGCUUAUUACUCUCACAGUGUUUGUGAGGGAGUUGUGUGAAAAACUUCAGACCUUAGAGGUACAAAGGAACCAGACUGAUAGGGUCAGCACCCAACUGUGCCAUAGUACUAAGGACAAGUUGGCCGAGAUGCUGGCAAACCUGAAGGAGUUGGUUUUGUCUCGUCAGCGUGAUAUAAAUCGAAUAAUUACUCCAGCUGUCCAGGAAAAUCUUGACCAGACUUACAAUCUCUGCGAGUCUGAGGCGGGUAAUGGGAUGUUUACGAGAAUUAAAGAGGCCAUGGCAGGAGGGGUGGAUUUCAAACGUCACAACAUGUUUAGUGAGGCGUCGCUGUCACUUCUUCAGAACCUUGUACAGCUUAAGGAUGAUAUAGUGUCACAUGUGAGGUCGGUUUGUGCCUCACUGUGUCUUAUGCUCCAGGCCGCAUUUGAGCCAUUGUGGGAAGCGCCCAGUCAAACAAAGCUGCUCAAGGAUCACUUAUUUGACAGUGUCACAGAAGCAGUACUGGCCAUGACUAGUCUCCACACUGAUGCAAACCUUACCCUGCCUGUUGUACCAUCCCAAGACUUGGAGCCUGAUCAGGACAUUCCUACAGCAUCUGAUCAGGUUUCAACUGAACAGGGUCCUUAUGCUGAUCGCUCCCUUCCUGGUCCCCCUGGCCUACAAGUUGCCACAACUACCUGUGUUGGUCCGCAAAUGUAUACUUCAACAUAUCGGACGACGCAGAAAAUGGCGACAGGUGCCCAUAGCAAGACUUGUCAUGUUUCCAUUGAAAAAUCAAAGUCCACACAAGUUACGGAUGUAUUAAAGCACCUGAAACAGGAGCCAAGGUCUCCUAAACUGAUGUCUCCAUCUUCUAUCAAAAAGGAGUGGGACCCCUCUAGUGAACUUACAGAAGUUUCAGGUCCUGAGUUGAGUUGGUUUCAUAAUGCCUUGCCUGACUUGGAUUCAUAUACUGGCCAAGCUAGUCCCAUGGGAAUGCUGACAAGGUCCUCAACCAUUACCCAGACUGUAGAACUCCCCAAUUCUGGACUAUCACCUGGAGAGUCCUCAUCUAUACACCAGACCCAGGCUAGAGGAUCACCUCAGAUCUCAUCCACUAUGCCACAAGCUAGUUCAUGGUCUACUGGACAUAAUAGAAGUGGACUGUCACCCCGAAUCACAUCAACCACAACCAGGCCCCAAGCUAGUUCAUGGUCUACUGGACCCAUACAGUUUGGCCAAUCACCCCAAGUCACAUCAACCACAACCAGGCCCCAGGCUAGUUCAUGUUCAUGGUCUACUGGAUCGGUUCAAUUUGGCCAAUCACCCCAAGUCACAUCAACCACAACCAGGCCCCAGGCUAGUUCAUGGUCUACUGGAUCAGUUCAAUUUGGCCAAUCACCCCAAGUCUCAACAACCACAACCAGGCCACAAGCUCAUUCACCAUUUGUAGGACAAAGCAGAUCUGAACGAUCCUCUCAGAUCUCAUCUUCUGUAACACCUCACAAGGGCAAGAUGUCCUCUGGAUCAGCUGAUCGGUUCAAAUCAACAAUAGUCAAGCCACAGACUACAGGAACCAUAAGAUCUAAUGUACCACAAUCUGUGCCUAUACAUUCACACAGGAUUGUCAUGACUAACAGUACUGCCACCAUACCUGUCUGUCAAUCACCUGACAGUAUCAUCAGGGUGCAAGGGAAUAUGGAUCUUGGAAACAAAUUGUGUUUUUCUGAAACUAGUGAUGUAACUCAGAAGUCGAAACAUUCCAGGAUGUGUUCUGAUGUUUUGAGGGAUUUGCUGAAUUCACCACUAGAAACAUCUUCAGCAUGUGUAGUUGGUUCACAUGCAACACAAGGAAUUUAUAAGCCAAUGCAGAAAACAGGCAGUGUUUGUUUGCCACCUAAAAUCUACAAAAUCUCCAAGACACAACCUGAAACUUUUCAACCUCCUAGAAAUAGUCAAAGUCUGGGGGUCACAAACGGUCCUGGUGCUAAACAAGUCUCAAUUGAUGUCGUAUCAGCAUUAAGUUCUCAACCUGUCAAAGGGCUUGUAUCAAUAGUCAAUAGAGACCUGAUAAAACCACAGAGACAACUUAGCUCUCCAAGUGUAGCAAAUUCACAGGCAGCUCCUUCACAAACAAGUGGUGGUCCUAUUGUAAGUAGUUCUCAGUCUGUUCCCAGGACGUCUCCUUCGAACUCCGGAAGGUUGAAGCUGAGUUUGAGAAAAAGAUCUGAAUCUCCAACACAGUCUCGCAUAACCGUCAAACAGGAACCAACGGAGGGUGACACCAGCCAUCAGCGCAGAGUCCGGAGGUUCAACAACCAUGAAAUUAUAGAUCUUUGUGACAGCAGCGACAAUGAAAACUGAGGAUCAAAACAUAAAAUUCUUCUGACAAAUGAUGAUAGGAGGCUUAGUCCGGGAAGCUGAGAACAACUGAGUGUAUUUCACGAUGUUAUGGAUGCUUUUUAACUCACAGUAAUUUACACCAGGCUUUCCCUUGGAUCCUGUAGUGGAUGUUUUACACCAGGCUCUCUCUUGGAUCCUGUAGUGGAUGUUUUACACCAGGCUUUCUCUGGGAUCCUGUAGUGGAUGUUUUACACCAGGCUCUCUCUGGGAUCCUGUAGUGGAUGUUUUACACCAGGCUCUCUCUGGGAUCCUGUAAUAGAUGUUUUACACCAGGCUCUCUCUGGGAUCCUGUAGCGGAUGUUUUACACCAGGCUUUCUCUGGGAUCCUGUAGUAGAUGUUUUACACCAGGCUCUCUCUGGGAUCCUGUAGUGGAUGUUUUACAACAGGCUCUCUCUGGGAUCCUGUAGAUGUUUUAAUCCAUGACUUACUAUAAUGAUACAUAUGUUAACUACAUUAUUUUGAAAUACAAACAUGACUUCCUUCAAUGACUGAAACAGGAACACCUGUAUAAUGUGGUGUAGACUAUCUAAAAGUGUUGGUGCUAUAUCACUCUGUACAAUGAUUUGUGUAGAAUCUGUUAUUGGCUGUUCGAAGAACGUUGAAAAUUUUUAUAAGCACGUUUGUUGAGAUAGUUAUGUAGGUGAAUUUUGACAACUGUUUGAUAAUGGCUGGGGCAUGAUAAGAUGUUCUUCCAUAAGUAACAUUAAUUGUUUUUUUUUUUCAUUUUUUUAAGGCAAUACAGUCAAUCUACACAUGAUUUGCAUAAAUCAGUGGUCACACCUUUAAAGAUCAUAACAGGAAUACCUUAGCUUUAAAUCAAGUCAAAACAUGUUCUAACAAUUUCAGUAAGUCAUUGUUAAAUUGAAGAAGGGCAUUUUUACAUGAAUUUCUGCAUUUAAUUCGGUUUAUAAUUGUGUAAAAAGAAAUCUACAUAAAUUUGUGCCACAUCUGUAUCUUUAUCGAACAGAUUGUUGCACGAAUGUUAAAUAUAAGUGAUGAAGGUUUGUCUUCAAUACCUACAAAUGAUUAACAUUGGAGCAAACUUCUAAAAAAUGCCUGUGCCAGAUCGUUUACAUAUAUUGUAGACAAUGUUAAAUAUGCUUUCAGUUACAGAAAUAGAUCAUGCUUCUAGUCUUGGUAUGUUCUCUCUUAUCUAAGGAUAUUAUGGCUACUCAUUGACUAUGGGUGUGUUGAUUUCAUGUUGUUUAUCGUUUCUUUGAGAAAUAUUACAUAAAUUAUGAUCACUAGCUAAGAAUUUAAGAAAGAAAGAAAUUCAAACAAAGAUAUUAUAGAUAGAGCUGAUAAUCAGUUUUUGUUUUUAUUGUUUUCUUUUAAUCAAAUGAAUCAUGAUUUCAUUUACCAAUGUAUGAUUUUUAGAUACAAAAUUUAGAAGUACAUUUUAAAAAGUAUGCGAUAUACUUGUCAUUACACUCCUCCUGUGACUUCAACAAGAAAAUGCUGGGUGCUAUAUAUACUUAGUUUCCUUUUUUGAAAGUUUACGUGUUCAGAAUCAUGUUAUACAAUUUCUCUUUAUAACAAUUUUUUAUUUGGCAUUAUUAUUAUUGUAACAAACCGUUAAAUGAAUGUUUCUGAAAAUUACGACAGUUUUUCAUUGUUUUUUCCAAUAAGGUUGAAAAGGACUCAUGAAAAUAAACUAUAGGUUGAAUACCGUUUUUUUAUAAGGUGAAAUGUAGAUGUGUUCACAUUUAUUUGCUUCACAUAAGUUUUCAUUUUUUUAUUCCUUCAUUCUGCCAUUAUCAUAAUCAUGUUUAGCUGAAUAUGUUGCUUCUUUUCCAGUGAUGGUGGGGGUCAUGAUUUAUAAAUUCAUAUUCCGCGUCAGGAAGAGAACUGGACAAGAUGUCCAUAAUCUUUUUGGUGCAAUUACAGAUCCCCUGGCCUGUGGUCCAUAUAUAAUUCACAGGUUUAUGUGUGCUUCAUGUUAAUUCUUUUUUCUAGAGAGUAUAAUUAUAUGGUUUGUGUGAUUUUUACAUGUUUACAUUCCUUGUAGAUAGAAAGAUAUGUAACAAAGCCAAUGUAUUUCAGUGGAAAAAUCAAGUCAGCAGGUUUUUAACUAAUCAUGACAGAAAGAUGUUAUGUUACAAAACCUAUGUGUUCAAAUUAAAAGAUUUAAUCAACCGGUUUUAGCUAUUCAUAUUGAAGACAGAAUGACUUUUAUAUAAAUUUACUUUUAAUCUUGUUGAAUAUUAAUUGUUUUAUGAGGUCAAAAGUUUGGAACCAACGCCAAGGUGCAAUGAAGUUCAAGCUAAGGUCCCUAGCUGUGGGUGUGGAUACCUCUAGGUGUGCAGGGCGGUUGUGAAGGUGACAAAUAGAAGUAAUGACAUAGAGCCAGAACAUACCUUGAUAGUUUCUGUAUCUAAUCUAAAUAUGCACAAACUGCUGAAGUGUGUUGUGGUUGUAUUUCAUUACCUAAUUGUUUUGUUGUACUAGUUAUAUUGUUUGUGUUGAAAGGCAAUGUAAUCAAAAUCUUAUGCAAAUUUUAAAGAAGCAGGUUGCUUACAAAUGUGCCAAUAUUUUAUAUUGAUGAUUCUAGUGCAUUAAAAUAAAAGUGUUUUGUUAAUGG